Linepithema humile (Argentine ant) is the source of this 894-nucleotide messenger RNA. It is a transcript of the gene Arfrp1, whose product is annotated as ADP-ribosylation factor related protein 1. Gene Ontology annotation, biological process: Golgi to plasma membrane protein transport; protein localization to Golgi apparatus; intracellular protein transport. Gene Ontology annotation, cellular component: Golgi apparatus. Gene Ontology annotation, molecular function: GTPase activity; GTP binding. NCBI's taxonomy places the organism in Eukaryota, Metazoa, Arthropoda, Insecta, Hymenoptera, Formicidae. The record is from RefSeq and is a predicted model, not a curated record.
UAUUGGAUAUUAAUAUCUUGUAUAUCAGACGGUGUGAAUCCUCUAUUAGCGAUGCCAUGCAGAUUUUAAAUCGGACAAUAUGGCUCAAGCGUGACGAGGGCGGACCUAAGAUGUAAAUAAUACGACAUGUAAAUUAUAUUAGCGAGUGUAUCGACGGAUAAUUGAGAUGUACACACUGUUGCACGGUUUGUACAAGUAUCUGGUGCAGAAGGACGAGUAUUUUAUAUUAAUCUUGGGACUUGACAAUGCAGGAAAGACGACUUACUUGGAAGCGGCGAAAACGAAAUUUACGAAGAAUUACAAGGGGAUGAAUCCGAGCAAGAUUACAACUACUGUAGGCCUGAAUAUCGGCAAGAUCGACAUUGCCGGUGUUUCUUUCAACUUUUGGGAUCUAGGUGGUCAAGAGGAGCUUCAAUCUUUAUGGGAUAAAUAUUAUGCAGAAUCUCAUGCUGUGAUUUAUAUCGUUGAUUCGUCCGAUCGUGACAGAAUACCUGAUUCCAAAGAAACUUUUGAUAAAGUGAUAUCGUCUGAGCAUUUAACAGGUGUACCAUUACUAGUGCUAGCAAACAAGCAGGAUGUACCUGAUUGUAUGGGUGUCAGAGAAGUAAAACCAAUAUUUAAUCAAAGUGCCCAUUUAAUUGGUAGAAGAGAUUGUAUGGUAAUGCCUGUAUCGGCUCUUAAUGGGGAUGGUGUAGAUGAAGGUAUACAUUGGCUAGUGGAUUGUGUGAAGAGAAAUAGUGAUAUACGGCCGCCUCGCAAUCAGGAUGACAACUCCUUAUCUUAAUUGUGAAACAUUCCUGAUCUAACUUAUGUAAUACAUAAUAUAUUGCGAUAUGUAUACACCAUCGUGUGUGUACAAUGUUUUUACGAAUAAAGAGAUUUUUUAAAAAUAUA